Molecule: messenger RNA, 925 nt
Organism: Prionailurus viverrinus (fishing cat)
Lineage: Eukaryota; Metazoa; Chordata; Mammalia; Carnivora; Felidae
Product: placenta-specific gene 8 protein
Exons: 6
Coding region: 287-628 (113 amino acids)
Biological process (GO): positive regulation of transcription by RNA polymerase II
Source: RefSeq, a predicted model, not a curated record
CUAUGUGCUGCAAUAGAAACACACUUACUUCUCUGUCUCCGCAUAUCUUUCUCUUCUAGUGAGAUUCGCUCCCAAGCCACAAGACACUUCCUGCUCAGAACCUAUUUCUUAACUUAAGUGACUUGUUAAAUGAGCCCUUACCCUGUGGGAUCUGAGGCUAUCUCCUGUAAACGAUGUCAGAAUUGAGUUGAACUGUAGGACAUUUGAGCUGGUAUUGCAGAAUUGCUUGGUGUGGGGAAAAAAUACCACACGUUUGACCACUGCUAUUUCAGACCCUGCAUCGAAAAUGCAAGCUCAGUCACCAAUGGUCAUUGUGACUCAGCCUGGAUAUGGUCCUGUACUCCAGAACUCCAACUGGCAGACAGGCCUGUGUGAUUGCUUCAGCGACUGUGGAGUCUGUCUCUGUGGCACAUUUUGUUUCAUGUGCCUUGCUUGUCAAGUUGCAGCUGACAUGAAUGAAUGCUGUCUGUGUGGAACAAGUGUCGCAAUGAGGACUCUCUACCGGACCCGAUAUGGCAUCUCUGGAUCCAUUUGUGAUGACUAUCUGGUGACCCAUUGCUGUCCUCAGUGUUCUCUUUGCCAAAUCAAGAGAGACAUCAAUAGAAGGAGAGCCAUGCAUACUUUCUAAAAAAAAAACCUAAUGGUGAAAAGCUCUCACUGAAGCAACUAAAACCAGCAGGCAUACACCUCUUCAGUUUGAACCCUUCUCUGCCUUUUGCAAAUGAAAUAUGACAGAUAUGCUUAAUCACAAUCAAUGGGAUAAAAGAAUGGAAUUUUGAUUUAUUUUAAAUGAGUGUUUUUGCUUAGUUUUGCUAAAUGGUUCAGCUUAGCUUCUCCUUGCUUUCAUAUUAUUAAAUUUUCUGGCUUAUGAAUUUUGUGUUACAUUUCAUAUAUAAACAAAAUAAAAGAUUUUACUAACAAGAUA